This is a messenger RNA of Lathyrus sativus (Indian pea), 1299 nucleotides long. The record is from the annotation of a GenBank genome assembly. Lineage: Eukaryota; Viridiplantae; Streptophyta; Magnoliopsida; Fabales; Fabaceae.
AUGCGUCUCAAUCUUUCUUACAACGAUUUCGAGGGACAAUUACCGAUGAACGGAAUCUUCCAAAACGCAACAUCCUUUUCAAUUGAUGGAAAUAUCAAGCUUUGUGGUGGUGUCUCAAAAUUAAACCUACCUUCAUGCACUAUAAAAAAAUUUCAUAGCCCUAAAGUGAUUAUCCCUUUAGGUAGUGCACUAGUAUUUGUACUCUUUCUAUCUUGUUUUGUAGCAAUCUUUAUGAGAAAAAGAUUAGGAAAGAAAACUUCAAGAGAAAGAGUUACUACAAAGGAAUUGGAACUGAAUAUUUCCUACUCGGAAAUUGUGAGGUGCACCGGUGGAUUUUCCGAGGAUAACUUGAUUGGCACGGGAAGUUUUGGUUCUGUAUAUAAAGCAACUCUUGUAAGCAAUGAAGCAGUUAUUGCUGUAAAAGUGUUGAAUCUUGAACAGAUAGGAGCUUCAAAAAGCUUCAUUGAUGAAUGCAAUGUUCUGAAAAUGAUAAGGCACCGCAACCUACUCAAGAUCAUAACUGCUAUCUCAGGUAUUGAUCAUCAAGGUAAUGACUUCAAAGCACUUGUGUAUGAAUUCAUGUCGAAUGGAUGUCUAGAAGAAUGGUUGCAUCCUAAGAAUGAGACAAAAACACUGUCUUUUGUGAAAAGACUGAACAUAGCAAUUGAUGUUGCUUGUGCACUUGAAUAUCUUCACCAUUAUUGCGAAAUUUCAAUUGUUCAUUGUGACAUAAAGCCGAGCAAUGUACUUCUUGACAAAAAUAUGGUAGCCCAUGUUGGUGACUUUGGUUUAGCUACAUUUCUGUUUGAAGAAUCAUGUGAUUCUCCUAAACAUUCAACCAUGACAGCUAGCUUAAAGGGCUCUAUUGGAUACAUUGCACCAGAGUAUGGAAUGGGUGGACGCGCGUCUGCAGUUGGAGAUGUUUACAGUUAUGGGAUACUACUGCUAGAGAUUUUCACAGGAAAAAGGCCAACUGAUGAGAUGUUUGAAGGUGGCAUAGGAAUUCAACAAUUUACAGCCUUGGCUUUACCAAAUCAUGUCAUAGAUAUAAUUGAUCCUACAUUGCUACAUGAUGAAGAACUCGAUGGAUAUAAUGAAGAUUAUAGCGAUGAGAUAGCAUUAAGGUAUGAGAAUGAACUUGGAGAGUUGUCUAGUAUGGAGAAUUGUUUGGUUUCUUUGUUGCAGAUUGGAGUGUUAUGCUCUUCAACUUCACCAAAUGAAAGAAUGCAUAUGACUGAAGUUGUCAACAAACUGCAAGCGAUCAAGAAUUCAUAUUUAAGACUUAAUGAGUUAAUUUAG